GCAGGGGCAAUCGGGAGUACCUGCAGAUGAAAUGGCCCCUCCUCGAUGUCCCCUCCAGUGCUACCGUCAAGGACACCAGGUCACCGUCCCCAGCACACUUGUCGAAUAAAGUUCCUGUCGUUCAGCACCCGCACCACAUGCACCCGUUGACGCCCCUCAUCACCUACAGCAGCGACCACUUCCCCCCGGGCUCCCCGCCCACACACCUCUCCCCAGAGAUUGAUCCAAAGACAGGAAUCCCCCGGCCCCCUCACCCGUCGGAACUGUCUCCGUAUUACCCGCUGUCUCCUGGAGCUGUCGGACAAAUCCCCCACCCCCUCGGCUGGCUCGUCCCACAGCAAGGACAGCCCAUGUACUCCCUUCCUCCUGGUGGCUUCCGGCACCCCUACCCUGCCCUCGCCAUGAACGCUUCCAUGUCCAGCCUGGUUUCCAGUCGGUUCUCCCCUCACAUGGUGGCUCCGGCCCAUCCUGGUUUGCCCACCUCAGGGAUUCCCCACCCCGCCAUCGUCUCCCCCAUCGUCAAGCAGGAGCCGGCACCCCCCAGCCUGAGCCCAGCCGUGAGCGCGAAAUCACCAGUCACAGUGAAGAAGGAGGAAGAAAAGAAACCCCACGUGAAGAAGCCCCUAAAUGCCUUCAUGUUAUACAUGAAGGAGAUGAGGGCCAAGGUGGUGGCUGAGUGCACCCUGAAGGAAAGUGCCGCCAUCAAUCAAAUCCUGGGAAGAAAGUGGCACAACCUGUCCCGAGAAGAGCAGGCCAAAUACUACGAACUGGCCCGGAAGGAGCGGCAGCUUCACUCCCAGCUCUACCCAACCUGGUCAGCCCGGGACAACUACGGUAAGAAAAAGAAGAGGAAGAGAGAAAAGCAGCUGUCGCAGACACAGUCCCAGCAGCAAGUCCACGAGGCAGAGGGUGCUCUGGCCUCCAAAAGCAAGAAGCCGUGUGUUCAGUACCUGCCCCCCGAGAAGCCCUGUGACAGCCCUGCCUCUUCCCAUGGCAGCAUGCUAGACUCCCCGGCGACCCCCUCCGCAGCCCUGGCCUCACCGGCUGCCCCUGCUGCCACCCACUCGGAGCAAGCCCAGCCCCUCUCCCUCACCACCAAGCCAGAGGCCCGGGCCCAGCUGGCUCUUCACUCGGCUGCCUUCCUGUCAGCUAAGGCUGCAGCCACGUCCUCUGGCCAGAUGGGCAGCCAGCCCCCACUCCUCUCCCGGCCCCUCCCCCUCGGGUCCAUGCCCACAGCUCUGCUGACUUCUCCCCCUUCCUUCCCGGCCACGCUCCAUGCACACCAGGCCCUCCCUGUGCUCCAGGCCCAGCCUCUUUCCUUGGUCACCAAGUCUGCCCACUAAGCUGCCCUGUGACCUAUGCAGGCUGUCAGGUGACCCAUCGAGUAGUAAUGAUUCAGAAGAGGAAGGAAAAAAAAAGGAAACUUUAUUGGUCAAUAUUUGACCACUCUGGACUGUUCUGUAAAGUGACUGGUAACAGCAGCACUUUACAUUUUGUAGAUGUAACCAGUAGCUGACCUUAAGGCUUUUUUAAAAAACAAAACAAAACCCACAAAAAAAAAUCUUUAAAAGAAAGAACUGAAAAGUAGUGUGUCAUUCUUCCCGUACGUGCAGUGGUGGAUGGACCUGGGCAAAAGACCCUCCUCUCUCUACCUCUGAGAUCGCCUCCUCCCGCCUCCCCCUGUGCCCCAGCCCCCACCCGGGCUGCGUGGCCACUGCUGCGACUCCUAGCCUAUUGCUUCUUCAUCUAGACCCCAUUCCCGGACAUUUCUUUUGAUCUCACCCCAAUUCUUUGCUCAGCUCCAUGGGUUCCUGCCUCCAUCCUUUCGCCCUCUGCCCAGUGUAAGGCUCUCACCAUGUGAGAAGACCCUGCCUGGUUUGUCUCCACCAGCACCCCUCCCCACAGUGGGCCCCAGCCUCCAGCCUUCGAAGGGGGAAAGGUCCUCUGAAAUGGUUCUUCCCCACACACAAAGGGACUCAAGGUGCCUGCCACUUCCUUAGUGACGAAGUCCGUGUUCCACCCUUCACCAGUCAACAUCUCCCCCUCACAGUCCCAGAGCGCAGACAGGAACUGCUCCGAGGCUCAGUCUAGCUGUCUGCCAAAGUUCUAAACACCCUCCCUCCCCGUCACCUCACAUGCUUCUGUGUGUUAUUUCUUUUUUUUAUGGGGUUUUUGGAGCAAUUUGAACUCCCAAUAAGCUGUUUAUUUUCACAAAAGAAAAUAAAAUUGCAGUUGCAAGACC
Myotis brandtii (Brandt's bat) is the source of this 2242-nucleotide messenger RNA. It is a transcript of the gene TCF7L1, whose product is annotated as transcription factor 7-like 1 (T-cell specific, HMG-box). Gene Ontology annotation, molecular function: DNA-binding transcription factor activity, RNA polymerase II-specific; RNA polymerase II cis-regulatory region sequence-specific DNA binding. The transcript is spliced from 10 exons. Gene Ontology annotation, cellular component: beta-catenin-TCF complex. Bases 27 to 1343 code for a protein of 438 amino acids. Gene Ontology annotation, biological process: regulation of transcription by RNA polymerase II; canonical Wnt signaling pathway. NCBI's taxonomy places the organism in Eukaryota, Metazoa, Chordata, Mammalia, Chiroptera, Vespertilionidae. The record is from RefSeq and is a predicted model, not a curated record.